ACACAAUCACUAACAAAAGAAAGAAAGUAAGAAAGAAAGCAAGAAAAAGUAAUAUAGAAGAAAGAAAAAAAGAAGAAUCUGAUAAUGAAGGGUCUUCAUCUCCACCUCUUCCUAGUCACCAUGACGGUCGUUGCAUCCAUCUCCGCUGCUACACCGGCAGCUCCGGCGGCCGGAGGAGUUGUGCCCGAUGAAUGCAGCCAAGAUUUUCAAAAGGUGACUUUGUGUUUGGAUUUCGCGACCGGGAAGGCACCGAAUCCGUCUAAGAAGUGUUGUGAUGCUGUGGAAGAUAUAAAAGAGAGAGAUCCCAAGUGUUUGUGUUUUGUGAUACAACAAGCGAAGACAGGAGGACAAGCCUUGAAGGAUCUUGGUGUUCAAGAAGGCAAACUUAUUCAACUUCCAACUUCUUGUCAGCUCCACAACGCUAGUAUCUCGAAUUGUCCAAAACUUCUCGGGAUUUCGCCGAGCUCGCCAGACGCAGCCGUAUUCAACAGCAAUGCCACGUCAGCAACAACAACACCGGCGGCGCCGGCAGGAAAGUCUCCGGCAAGUCCAGCGACGUCUACUGACAAAGGAGGAUCAGCUUCCAUAAGAGAUGGUCACGCCUUCUUGGCUCUAGCCGUCGCUUUGAUGGCCGUCUCCUUCGUCUCAACCUUGCCUAGGAUGGGUUUGGCAUUGGCCUAGUCCUAGUCGGUAAGGCACGUGAGGCUUUGUUAAGGCACGUGACAUUAGGGUUGUAAUCUUUCUUCAAUAUGUGGUGCUUUUGUUUUAAAAUUUCAAGACUUUUAUUAUCUUUUCAAGUGUGUUUCUUGGUUCGGACAAUUGUUGUAAUGAGUGAACUUUCCCACUUUAAUCGGAUAUUUUCCCGCACAUAACCAAA
Molecule: messenger RNA, 877 nt
Organism: Eutrema salsugineum
Lineage: Eukaryota; Viridiplantae; Streptophyta; Magnoliopsida; Brassicales; Brassicaceae
Product: non-specific lipid transfer protein GPI-anchored 1
Exons: 2
Coding region: 85-681 (198 amino acids)
Source: RefSeq, a predicted model, not a curated record